Tripterygium wilfordii is the source of this 1561-nucleotide messenger RNA. Its product is annotated as E3 ubiquitin-protein ligase CCNB1IP1 homolog. The record is from RefSeq and is a predicted model, not a curated record. The transcript is spliced from 10 exons. Bases 336 to 1256 code for a protein of 306 amino acids. Gene Ontology annotation, biological process: chiasma assembly. NCBI's taxonomy places the organism in Eukaryota, Viridiplantae, Streptophyta, Magnoliopsida, Celastrales, Celastraceae.
UCUCACUCUCUCUCGAGCCACUCAGAAGUCAGAAGGUAUACAACUUCGUGUUCUAUGGAAUUUCUUCUCCAAUUUUUCUUCGAAAUGAAGUUACUGGCUAGUUCCUUGCUUUCUAUGACUUUGUAUUGUGCAAUUUUUAGGGUUUGAAGCGAUAAUUUGAUCGAGGAGCAAACUAUCAAGGUUUAGCGGAGAAAUCUUUCAGUUUGGGAUCCGAUAACAUUAUAUUUUCCUGGGAAUUUGACCUGCCGUAGCUGUGUGACCUCGUACUGAAACUGUUGAUUUCUGGUUGUGAUGUCCAAAAUAUGUCGAAUUAAGGACUACUGUUGAAGGUUGAGAUGAGAUGCAAUGCGUGCUGGAGAGAGUUGGAAGGGCGGGCCAUUUCGACAACCUGUGGUCACCUCUUAUGCACUGAAGAUGCCAGCAAGAUUCUCAACGAUGCUGCACCGUGUCCAAUUUGUGACCAAGUGCUUUCCAAGAGCCUCAUGAAACCCGUGGACAUCAAUCCAAAUGAUGAAUGGAUAAAUAUGGUCAUGGCUGGAGUAUCUCCACAAAUAUUGAUGAAAAGUGCAUACAGAAGUGUGAUGUUUUAUAUUGGGCAAAAGGAACUAGAGAUGCAAUAUAAGAUGAACAGAAUUGUCACUCAGUGCCGUCACAAAUGCGAGGUAAUGCACGAGAAGUUCACAGAAAAACUAGAGCAGGUGCAUACUGCAUAUCAGAAAAUGGGCAAAAGAUGUCAGAUGAUGGAACAAGAGAUCGAGAGUUUGUCAAAGGAUAAGCAGGAGCUCCAAGAUAAGUUCGCAGAGAAGUCCAGGCAGAAGAGAAAACUAGACGAAAUGUAUGACCAAUUGAGGAGUGAGUUUGAGUCAAUAAAAAGAUCAGCAAUCCAGCAUUCAGGCAAUUUCUAUACCACAAAUGAUUCUGAUUUUUUUGCAAACCCAGCUCCUGUUGUGAUGGAUAGCAGAGACCCUAUACGGAAAGAUUGGUCGGUUUUCUCUCCUCAAACGCCAGGACCCAGAGAGGAUGUAUGGCCAGCAAGGCAGAACAGUUCCAAUUCUGGUCCAUUUGACAUCUUUGCUGGCUCUCCAGUAAAACAAUCAGCCAUUCCAAUGGAUACAGGAAACAGAAGGGCUGGUGCUCCUGCUUUUGGAGCUGGAGCUGGUGCUGGUAACCCCUCAAUGACCUUGAGAAACUUGAUACUCUCCCCAAUCAAGAGGCCUCAACUGUCUCGUAAUCGAGCUCAAAUGUUCACGCUGUAGCUUAGAGAUCGACCUUUUUGGUUUGCUGGAGUACUCAUGCUGGACCUUAACUAUUGCUUUUCAUUUUAAGGUCAUUUGUUUUCUUUUAAAAAGGAAAGAUAAAGUUAGAAAUAGACAAAGAAGAGGGAUGAAUGGAGAUGACAAACGGUGCAAAUUUCUUGCCAUAGCAGACUUUCUGAGUUGUUUUUCUCUGUAGAAAACGUACAUUGACAAAAUAUGUCUAGUAAUGGACAAUGUCAUCGAAUAUGUACUUAUGAUUUUCUGUUUUGUAGUUAGAAGAGGAUGCAUCUAACGCUUAUUGGCUA